This is a messenger RNA of Helianthus annuus (common sunflower), 1185 nucleotides long. Its product is annotated as protein CHAPERONE-LIKE PROTEIN OF POR1, chloroplastic. Lineage: Eukaryota; Viridiplantae; Streptophyta; Magnoliopsida; Asterales; Asteraceae. The coding region runs from base 110 to 979 and encodes 289 amino acids. The record is from RefSeq and is a predicted model, not a curated record. Gene Ontology annotation, cellular component: chloroplast membrane. The transcript is spliced from 3 exons.
UAUGAAAAUAAGAGAUAUGUGAAAAACAAUUUUAAGCUUAGAAGCAACCCACACGAUACGACAAUAAUCCCUUAAGCCACUCAACCAACCAACCGAUUUUCCUCCACGUAUGGCUACCACUCCUCUCUCCGCCCGUCCCACUCUCGGCGUCGCCGGCCGUAUCCGCCCUCACCGACGCCCUUCUCCACCGCCCAACCACCACACGCUCGCAACACAACAACUCAAAUCCCACCGCUUCCUCGCCUCCUCUCGCCGCACCUCAUUCACCGUCCUCGCCGCCGGCGGUGGCUCCUCCUCCGCCGCCGACGACUCCUCGUUCGAGAUGUCCGUUGAAACAGCUUUGAAAUUGUUAGGUGUAUCGGAAGGCGCUUCGUUUGAUGAUAUUCUUCGAGCUAAGAAUUCGGUUGUAGCUUCUUGUAAAGAUGACCAGGAGUCAAUUGCACAGGUGGAGGCUGCAUAUGACAUACUACUGAUGCAGAGCUUAUCACAGAGAAGAGCAGGGAAAGUUGUAAAUAGUAGCAUUCGUUAUGCAGAUGUUAAACCUGUAAAUACUCCUCAAAUGGGAUCAAUGCCUCAGUGGGUACAAGGCGCCUUUAAAAAUCCACUAGUUUCAGUAGAAACACCAUCUGCUAGUGAUUUGGGGAUUGAAGCAGGAGUCUAUGGAGCUCUAGCUGUGUUAACUUAUGUUAAUGGUGCAUCCACUCCGGUUGGUUCCCUUUCAGGUGCUGAUGUUCCCGGGCUUAUUUUGGCAACUAGUUUUGGGGCUUCAUUAUAUUUUAUGACCAAACGAAAUGUUAAGCUAGGUAAGGCAACUGUGGUAACCAUAGGGGGUCUAGUGGCUGGUGCUGUGGUGGGAUCUGUAGUUGAGAACUGGUUGCAAGUUGAUAUCGUUCCAUUUUUGGGCAUACAUUCGCCUGCAACUGUGGUAAGUGAAUUUGUUCUCAUUUCUCAGUUUUUGGUCUCAUUGUACUUAAGCUAACCGAGGCUUGAAAUUUCAAGAUUAAAUUAUGACGCCUCUUGAAAUGCGCUCCAUCAUUUAGGAUGUGUUAAAUAUAUUGUACAAAGUGGAUGUUUCAGAACUUAAGUUAUAUAGCUUGAUCUUGAACUAUCUGUGUUUUUUUGUAUAUGUAAUCUGUAUACUGAAAUGUAUCUUAAUCUGUUACUAUUUUCAUCCAUUUGACAAAA